Messenger RNA from Vombatus ursinus (common wombat), 1827 nucleotides. RefSeq names its product BUD13 homolog (gene BUD13). The transcript is spliced from 11 exons. Bases 52 to 1512 code for a protein of 486 amino acids. The record is from RefSeq and is a predicted model, not a curated record. Gene Ontology annotation, biological process: mRNA splicing, via spliceosome. Gene Ontology annotation, cellular component: U2-type spliceosomal complex; RES complex. NCBI's taxonomy places the organism in Eukaryota, Metazoa, Chordata, Mammalia, Diprotodontia, Vombatidae. Gene Ontology annotation, molecular function: RNA binding.
CUACGCCGUGCCGUACCCUGGUUCCGGUUCUGUUCCGCUUCCUCCGCUGCCAUGGCGGCUGCCCCACCGCUCUCCAAGGCUGAGUAUCUAAAGCGUUACUUGUCUGGGCCCGAGGCACCCGUCGAUGCGGGGUCCGAGGCUAGUCGUAAGCGCCGCAAGAAGCGGCCGAAGCCGACUGGUGCCGGAGGGAAAGGGAUGAGAAUUGUGGAUGAUGAUGUGAGCUGGGCAAAUAUUUCUACUAAAUCAGAAAAAGAAGAAGAGGAAGAUGAGGGAGAUUUACCUGUGGUGGCUGAAUUCAUUGAUGAACGCCCAGAAGAAGUGAAGCAAAUGGAGGCAUUCCGGACCAGUAACAAGUGGAAGCGCUUAGGAGAACAAAAGCAAGACCUAUCCCUACCCAGGAGGGCUCAUCACAACUCCCCAGACUCCUCACCUCCCAGGAGGGCCCGUCAUGACUCCCCGGACUCCUCACCUCCCAGGAGGGUCCAUCCUAACCUCCCAGAUUUAGCUCCUGAGGUUUGUCAUUCACUUUCUAGUAAAGCCCCUGCCAAGUGCUCUCUUGGUCUGAAGGAGAAGAGCAGUAGACAUGGGAAUGAAUCUUCUCACCAUAAAAAUCGAUCAUCUUCCUCUCCUGGUCCAGGGAAACAGCUGCAUGACUCCAGAGACUCUUCUCCCAGCCAUAAGAAAUUUCAGACAAACCCCACAACCAAGAAACACCAGAGGCCUGAUACAGAUUCUUCUCGUCCUGGGAAGAGAAACCAGCAGGCUUCUGAUUCAGACCUGUCUCCUCCACGGAACAAGCAGAAACGAGACUCUGAUUCAGACCUCUCCCCACCAAGAAGGAAGCAGAAAACCAGGGCUUCUGAUUCAGACCUCUCUCCACCCCGAAGGAGUCAGCCUACUGGAGCAAAGGCCACGCAGAUGUUUUCUGGGGCCAAAACUGGGUUGGUGUCUGAUGUAAGGAGAGAGCAGCAGGAGCUCAGGAGGCAGGAUCAAGAAACCAAACAUUUGGAAGCUGAAUUCCAAAAUGCUGAAACCAUUUUUCGAGAUAAGUCUGGCCGCAAGAGGGACCUGAAGCUGGAACGAUUAGAGCAACGGCGAAAAGAAGAGGAGGAGUCAGAAAAAAAUGAGCAGUAUGCUCAGUGGGGAAAAGGCCUUGCCCAGAGUCGGCAGCAGCAGCAGAAUGUGGAGGAUGCAAUAAAGGAAAUGCAGAAGCCAUUGGCCCGCUACAUCAAUGAUGAGGACCUGGAUCAGAUGCUCAGAGAGCAGGAGAGAGAGGGUGACCCCAUGGCCAACUUCAUUAAGAAGAAUAAGUCCAAGGAGAACAAAGACAAGAAAGAAAAGCCUCGUUACAAUGGUCCUGCACCUCCGCUCAACAGAUUCAACAUCUGGCCUGGGUAUCGCUGGGAUGGUGUGGACAGGUCCAAUGGCUUUGAGGAGAAGCGUUUUGCCCGACUUGCCGGCAAGAAAGCUGUUGAUGAACUUGCCUAUAAAUGGAGCAUUGAGGAUAUGUAGCUCUUGUAGCUAAGCAAUGGCUGUAGAUUCUGAUGGUGGGCAAAGGACAGAUAAGAUGGCCAGGGCUAACAGUUUACACAGACCAGCUGUGAUUGCCACCAGUGACCCUGGGAGAGAGCUUAGGCUUUGACAUCUGGUUGUUGGGGGGCACCGUGACCCAGGGAAAUGUCCAUAUUCUUCAGUCAUUCACACAACUGCUUCUACUGUUUUUUAAGUGGCACGUGCACCACUGAGGGUCAUACAAGUGCCCCAGAGUUCAUUCUUGAUUGAGCUUUUUCUUUUUUUUUUCUAACAAAUAUACAUCUAUUUUUGUAA